Biomphalaria glabrata is the source of this 2183-nucleotide messenger RNA. Its product is annotated as dolichyl-diphosphooligosaccharide--protein glycosyltransferase subunit 1-like. Bases 134 to 1939 code for a protein of 601 amino acids. Lineage: Eukaryota; Metazoa; Mollusca; Gastropoda; Planorbidae. Gene Ontology annotation, cellular component: oligosaccharyltransferase complex; membrane. The record is from RefSeq and is a predicted model, not a curated record. The transcript is spliced from 11 exons.
GCAUUAUACUUCCGGUUGUUUUUCGUGUAAGAUAACGAUUCGCCGGUGCUAUUUGCAACCGGUUAUGCAGUUCUAGAUUCUAGUCUAAGUAGAUCUAGAUCUAUCUGUUAGUGUGAAGUAUAAAAAAAAAAAAAUGAAUACUAGAGCAUUAAUUCUAUUGCUCAUACAGGUUUCCGUUUCUGUCUUUGGAAAAAUCAAUCAGGACUCUAUUGAUAGCAAUAUUGUCAUUGCCAAAGUGGAAAGGAAAAUUGAUAUAGCCACGCACCUGGUUAAGACGACUACAUUAAUUACUCUAGAAAACAAAGGCUCUUCUGGAAUUCGAUCUUUUCUCUUUUCCUUAGACCCAUCUCUCAAAGACAACUUGUCGUUUCUGAGUGCAGUGACCAAAGAAAAUAAAGAUGACAAGCUAGAUGUGAAAGAAACCAAUGUAGCAGGUCACGGUGAUAAAAGAUUUUAUCGUAUCACUUUACCCACAACUCUUGAUGCGGGCAAAACAGUGACAGUUGAUGUUGAGGCAGUCUAUGCUCAUGUCUUGAAGCCUUAUCCAUCAGAAAUUACUCAGGCAAAAAAGCAGUUGGUUGUAUUGGAUACCAACCUGUACUUCUACUCUCCAUAUGUAACCAAAAGCCAGACAACAGUUGUCACCACAACAAACUCUAACAUUGAGUCCUAUACUAAGAUUAAACCAGUCACUCAGUCUGAUAAUGUCAUUACUUAUGGUCCUUUUGAAGAGAAAGCUCCAUUUUCUGAGUCCCAGCUCAGAGUUCAUGAAGAAAACAACAGCCCAUUCUUAACUGUCACCAGCAUGGAGAGAGUGAUUGAAGUUUCCCUCUGGGGUAAUAUUGCUGUAGAGGAACACAUUGACAUGAAACACACUGGAGCCACGUUAAAGGGGCCAUUCUCAAGAUUUGAUUAUCAGAGACAGCAAGAUGGUUAUGCCUCUAUUAAAACCUUCAAGACAUCCCUGCCAGCUUCCGCUAGAGAUGUGUAUUAUAGAGAUGAGAUUGGUAACAUAUCCACAUCCAAUAUGCGUGAGCUGGAUGAAUCUGUUGAUGUUGAGUUGCGGCCUAGAUUUCCACUUUUUGGUGGUUGGAAGACCAGAUAUUUUCUUGGUUACAAUGUACCUAGUUAUGAAUACCUGUACUACAAGGGAGAUCACUAUGCCCUAAAGCUGAGAUUUGUUGAUCACAUCUAUGAUGACAUGGUGAUUGAUGAAGUGCAAGUGAAGAUCAUAUUACCAGAAGGAUCAAAAAAUAUAGAACUGAAAGUUCCAUUUGAUGUUGAAAGAAGAGGAGAUGAAAUUCAUUACACUUACCUUGAUACCCUUGGACGUCCAGUGGUUGUUCUCAACAAACAUAAUCUUGUGGAACAGCACAUUCAGGACUUUGAGCUGCACUUCACAUUCCAAAAGCAUCUUUUGUUGCAAGAACCUUUGUUAGUUGUUGGAGUCUUCUAUUUUUUGUUUCUGGCUGUUAUCAUCUAUGUUAGAUUGGAUUUUGCCAUUACAAAGGAUGAGGCUAAAGAAAGCAGAAUGAGAGUCUCUUCUUUGAUUGAUGAAGUUCAGAGUGCUCAUGACCGUCGUAGUGCUUUGUAUCAAAGUUAUGAUGAUGCCAUCAACAAGUUUAAAAGCAGCAAGGAUGUGACGGCUUUCUCAGCUAGCCGGAAAAAGAUUGAUGCUGACUACAAACAGUUGACUCAGCAAAUUCAAAACCUACAAACCCAACUAAAAGCAGAGGGUUCUGAGGCAGCUGAAAAGGUUGCUCAGUUACAACGUUUAGAUACGCUAUACAAGGAGCAGAUUGGCUUGGCUAUAACUGCAGCAGAGAAACUUGUAUCUGGGAAAUUAAACCGCCAGCAGUACUUAGAUACUCAAGCAGCUACUACUGCCAAGUGUGAUGAUACUUACAAGGAAAUGGAAUCCCUGCGAGCUGCUUUGUAAACAAGUUUAGCCACAUGAAAUUGUUUUAAUCUCACCUAGCAACAUUUCAUUGUGUCCGAUGUUUUUGUAUGUUUGAUCAGAAGUUUGUUUCUUAGUGUUUGGAGCAUGUUUUAACUUGGAAUAUGUGUUGCUGUUAAAUUUGAGUAGCCAUUUCUAAAUUUAUUUACUUAUGUCGUGUGUAUUUUGUAUGCACAUUUUAUCCAUUGUUCUAUGGAUAAUAAAGUGUUUUAUUAAAUGUUCCAAA